CCACCCAUCCACUCCAGGAGGAAAGCGGAGCCGCGGCCGCGGUGAAACAUAAAGUUUAUUCAGCUCAAAGUGACGCAAAGAUUCUUAAAGAGCUCUUUGGCGGCGGGUAUCUAGAGAUCAGACCAUGUGAGGGGCCAAGAGUACAAAUACUGCCGCUCCGGCGCAAGCCGCGGCAGAGGCAGCGUCCGCACCCCGGUGCCUCGAGGGCGCGCGGGUCGCCGAGUCUCCGAGAGCUCCGGGAACCAGCCCUCCGGUCUCCUUCCCGGCAGAACUCUCCAGCCCAUCUCUAUAAAGCUCUGAGGAAUCCCAGGACCAAGGAUUCAGUUCAGGCCCUUGGCAGAUGGACACCAGUAUCAGCUACUAAUCAUCAGCAGGAUGGAGACCACUCCCUUAAAUUCUCAGAAGGAGCUGUCAGAGUGUAAGGAUGGAGAAGAUUGUCAGGGAAACGGAGCUCUACGGAAAGGUGUCCCUGCCCCAGGGGAUAAAGCGGAACCUGGCCAAAUCUCCAAUGGGUACUCAUCGGUUCCCAGCCCUGGUGCAGGAGAUGACACCCAGCACUCCACCCCAGCAGCCACCACCACCCUAGUGGCCGAAGUUCAUCAGGUGGAACGGGAGACCUGGGGCAAGAAGGUGGAUUUCCUUCUCUCAGUUAUUGGCUAUGCUGUGGACCUGGGCAACGUGUGGCGCUUUCCCUACAUUUGUUACCAGAAUGGAGGAGGGGCGUUCCUCCUCCCCUACACCAUCAUGGCCAUUUUCGGAGGGAUCCCACUCUUCUACCUGGAGCUGGCGCUGGGCCAGUACCACAGAAACGGAUGCAUUUCAAUAUGGCGGAAAAUCUGCCCAAUCUUCAAAGGAAUCGGUUACACCAUCUGUGUCAUUGCCUUCUACAUUGCCUCCUACUACAACACUAUCAUUGCCUGGGCGCUCUACUACCUCAUCUCCUCCUUCACCAACCAGCUGCCCUGGACCAGCUGCCAGAACCCCUGGAACACGGGCAACUGCACCAACUACUUCUCCCAGGACAACAUCACCUGGACCCUCCACUCCACCUCCCCAGCUGAAGAGUUUUACACACGCCACGUCCUGCAGAUACACCGGUCUAAGGGACUCCAGGACCUGGGGGGCAUCAGCUGGCAGCUUGCCCUCUGCAUCAUGCUGAUCUUCACCAUUAUCUACUUCAGCAUCUGGAAAGGCGUCAAAACAUCUGGCAAGGUGGUGUGGGUGACAGCUACAUUCCCCUAUAUCAUCCUCUCUAUCCUGCUGGUGAGGGGAGCCACCCUCCCUGGAGCCUGGAGGGGUGUUCUCUUUUACCUGAAACCCAACUGGCAGAAACUUCUGGAGACAGGGGUGUGGGUGGAUGCCGCGGCUCAGAUCUUCUUCUCUCUUGGUCCUGGCUUUGGGGUUCUACUGGCUUUUGCUAGCUACAACAAAUUCAACAACAACUGUUAUCAAGAUGCCCUGGUGACCAGCGUGGUGAACUGCAUGACGAGCUUCGUUUCGGGAUUUGUCAUCUUCACAGUCCUCGGGUAUAUGGCUGAAAUGAGGAAUGAAGAUGUUUCUGAGGUGGCCAAAGACGCAGGCCCCAGCCUCCUCUUCAUCACAUAUGCAGAAGCCAUAGCCAACAUGCCAGCAUCUACGUUCUUUGCUAUCAUCUUCUUCCUGAUGUUAAUCACGCUGGGCUUGGACAGCACGUUUGCAGGCUUGGAGGGGGUGAUUACGGCUGUGCUGGAUGAGUGUCCCCACAUCUGGGCCAAGCGUCGGGAGUGGUUUGUGCUUGGAGUGGUCAUCACCUGCUUCUUUGGAUCCCUGGUCACCCUGACUUUUGGAGGAGCCUACGUGGUGAAACUGCUGGAGGAAUAUGCCACGGGGCCUGCAGUCCUCACCGUCGUGCUUGUUGAAGCAGUUGCCGUGUCUUGGUUCUAUGGCGUCACUCGGUUCUGCAGUGACGUGAAGGAAAUGCUCGGCUUCAGCCCUGGGUGGUUUUGGAGGAUCUGCUGGAUGGCCAUCAGCCCUCUGUUUCUCCUGUUCAUCAUUUGCAGUUUUUUGAUGAGCCCCCCAGAGUUACGGCUCUUCCAAUAUAAUUACCCCCGCUGGAGUGUCAUCUUGGGUUACUGCAUAGGAACGUCGUCUUUCAUCUGCAUCCCUACAUAUAUAACUUACCGGCUGAUCACCACUCCAGGGACCUUUAAGGAGCGUAUUAUUAAAAGUAUCACUCCAGAAACACCAACAGAAAUUCCCUAUGGGGACAUCUGCUUGGAUGCUGUGUAACAUGCUUCGAGAGGAAAAUGGCUUCCCAACAACCUCUUCCUCCACUUCUGACCUUGUCACACCUGGCCUUCUCCCCUCUAAGUGAACGAGUUUCCAGCUAAGCCUGACAAUGGAAGGGUCUCCUUCACAGAGACACAGUCUCAAAAGGCUAUGGUGCCCAGUCUCUUACGGCCUCCAGCCGCUUCUUUCAGUGAAAUCUCCUGGACAUAUGACCACGUUGGACUCUACCUGCGAUGCAGCUGAACUGGCUCGUUUUGGACAUGUGAGGGUGUGUGUGGGAGGUGAUGACAAGUGUCCUGUCAUCUGUUACGUUAGGAUUAGGGUCAAGUCUGUGAAAGCCUCCUGAAUCAUUUCUUGGUGUGAUCAUCGAUAUCUGACAUCUGUUUCCAAAGGUGUCACUGCUCAUGAAUGCAUAAACCACGUAAGAGAAAACAGGGAUGCUGUCUUGCUAGCCAUCCAGUUUCUGAGUAGCACAGAAUUCUAUAGCUGGAACCUACUAGAACCCUCUAACUCGUGUGUUGCUUUGGAGUCAGGAGUGGAAGAUAUAAGAAGCUAAACGUGUAUGUGUGAGCUUGUGUGCCUUUGUAUACUGCUGUUUCAGUGUAUCUGUAACCCUAUUCCAGUUCUUUGGGCCCAUUACAAAUUAUAUGAAUUUCCUGAGAUUUUUCUUACAUUAACAAAUUCUACCCACUUACAUGUGUAUUGUGUGUUGUUAUUUGAAAGGUACAAUUAUUACAAGAUGUCCUGCCACCUUCUGCUUUUCCAGUGACACUACUUUAGGCCACACACUUUCCUUUAUGGGCCAACCCUUAGCAUUUGCUACACUUCAGUGCCAUCUUCCUAUCCCACUCUGCUAAGCAUUCAAGAAGAUUUUCACAGGCAAAUCUGGCUUAUCUUUAGCCACUGUGGCUUAGCUGUGAACUACUUUGAAGAUGGAUGUCAACACAUGCGCCUUCAGUGUUCAGUUAGCCAUCUGGUUUAAGCUCUACCUACUGCAAAUGACUGAGUGUGACCGUUCAGGUUAUUUUGCCUCGAGAAUAUAAAUCCAGUUUUCACUUACCCCUAGGGUAUAUAGAUCUGGAACCCUGACCAUAAACCAAAAGCAUCCUCAAUGCAAGAGCAAUUGGAGAGUCUGGGUUAGCCUUAAAUGGAUCUUCCUCUCUCCCCACCUCCAGCCACUCACUGCCCAUGACCCUUCCUGUGAUUAUGUUUGUGAGCCUUCCAGAUAAUUUUCAAGACCGAGUCUAAGGGUGAUUGAGUAAGGGCCAGUUAAGUGAAUCACCUUUCACUCCACGGAAAGUUCUUAAUGCAGAUCAAGUAAAUUUAGCCUUUGGUGACUUGUGACUCCCAGAUGCCUAAGUAGAGAAGCAAAUUCUACCUUGUAGUGUGAGGUUUUCUUAUCAAAACCUUAAAGAGGGUAAAGUGCUUUUUUAAAAUGAUUAGCGUUUCACCAAGUCAGGUGUCAGAUGAAUAUAUAGGAACUUUGAAAAGUUUUCAAACUCUACUAGACUGAAAAAAAAAAAAAGCUAAAAUCUGUUUGUUUUGCAUAGUUUGCAUUUAUUUGACCCCUAUUUAUUAAUACUACUAUGAAUUUUUUUUUAAGGAAAACAAGAGUAGGUAGACAGAUUUUUAAACUAUCAUUUAAAGAGCUUUUACAUCUAAUGUGGUAUUUACAUAAAAGUAAAAAAUAAAAAUGGAAUGGUAAAAUUAUUUAAGGACUGAAGUUAAUUUAUUUUCUUGUGAUUUUAUCAGUAAGAAAUACACAAAAGACUUAUUUGUAAACUUUCACUUAAAGCACGAUAAAAAUUAUUAAAAAAAAAUACACAA
Molecule: messenger RNA, 4095 nt
Organism: Loxodonta africana (African savanna elephant)
Lineage: Eukaryota; Metazoa; Chordata; Mammalia; Proboscidea; Elephantidae
Gene: SLC6A4
Product: solute carrier family 6 member 4
Exons: 14
Coding region: 376-2268 (630 amino acids)
Biological process (GO): serotonin uptake; sodium ion transmembrane transport
Cellular component (GO): plasma membrane; neuron projection
Molecular function (GO): serotonin:sodium:chloride symporter activity; serotonin binding
Source: RefSeq, a predicted model, not a curated record